Messenger RNA from Bombus pyrosoma, 4643 nucleotides. RefSeq lists its product as uncharacterized. The coding region runs from base 2112 to 4343 and encodes 743 amino acids. NCBI's taxonomy places the organism in Eukaryota, Metazoa, Arthropoda, Insecta, Hymenoptera, Apidae. The record is from RefSeq and is a predicted model, not a curated record. The transcript is spliced from 2 exons.
UAUAUGCAAUGAUAUGACAUGUCACGUAGGGACUGACAUUCGAUAAUGAAAAGCUUUUGUAAGACAGACCGGAGAUACGCUGUCAAAAGGGAGCUAUUGAUAUUAUAUUCUACUUAACAGACGUGCUGUCCUUUAUAAGUCAUCGUAUCAUUGAACAGCUAACAUGCACGCCUUUUACGCGAAGAAUGUUCAUUAGCAUCGCUUUCUAUCUGUAAAAUCUCAUUCAGAGUCGAGGACCACAGAGACGAGACUCCAAAAGGUUUGAUCUCGAAAAUUAUAUCGUCGUUUUAACGUAAGCACUAUUGUAUCCCGUGGUCGACGUAAAUCGAAACGAAAGACCCGACAACGAAACUCGCCAAGUAGAUUAACGAUUUUCUGUGUAUCCAAGUCGCACGAAAGCGUUCGACGUAGACGACUACGUCGAGUUCGAACAGCAGUAGCGUAUACGCACCGGUCUCGAAAUAGCACUGCCUAAUCCCCGCUACCCCGUCAUCUUCUAUGACGCCUUUUCGGGUCGCGCUUAGUUACCACCUUUCGAGGGGAGCUGGCACAACCCAGUCGUAAGCAACGCGAUAAACCAACGACAUGUGCGCCAAUCAAUCGCGAACUGACUGUUCAACAAAUGUCUGUGUCCUUUGCCUGGACAUUCCUGGGCAUAUAACUCGUGGGUAAUUCACACCGCCAUCGUACCGAACUAUGACCUGAAUCUCAAGACUGACUCGAUUCCGCCCAAAGUUAUACUCCCGUUGGACGUCGCACUCUUCUGCACCCAAUUUGCUACACUCCAAGAAGACAGACGUGUCUGUUCCGCGAGAUAUCGUCGCCGUUGUCUAGAGAUAUACCUGUGGAUGCAAGAAGCGAUCAAAGUUUAAAAAGCUCAAAAAACGAGUUCCUAGUCAUUCAAUACGAUAUCCCUUCCGUUGGUUUUUAGAACGUCGAGAUUUUCUGUGAAGCAUACUGAAUUCCACGACGGAAACCGACUGACAGAAAUAGAGGAUGUUGCACGUUGAAUAAUUAUACAUUUGUGGAGGCGAGAAUACUCGACCCAAAGCUCAUAUAGAGGGCUACUUCGAUCGAGUCGAUUUCGUCGUUCGAAGAGUCGAAUAAGAUUAAGACAAAGGAAACCGUGCAUUUAUUCAGACUGGCUAACUGGAUAGUAUUAGUAAUUUUUUUUUUUUUUUAUUCGAAGAAAAUUGAUAUUCGAUAUGCAUGACGUAUCUGUCAGUAGAAACGACUAAUCGGCAAACGGUGCCUUAUUAAAAGUAUCAUCUGGUUCCAGGUAUAUUUGGUCCGACUGUACGUUGCUCCAAAUUUAUAUUGUGCUAAUUAUACCUUGCGUCGUUGCUCUAACGUAUGGUUUGUCACCUUACGAGAAACGAGCAAACGAUGACAAUUACACUCGAUACUUGAAAAUCAUUUGUGAGCAGCGAUAAACGUAAACUCAAGUAGAACAACGCGUUAACGCGAUAACGCGACCAUAACGCUGCGUAAAUCUUUUUUUAACGAUGAUGAAAAGAAAGCUUCCUAUUUCAUGAAAAGUGUGCUGCUACGAUGCAAGAGCGCUCUUCGAACAAGAGAUUAUUUUACAAUUUCGAUACGUAAUAUUGAAACGAUACAAGAGAUUCCGAAAUCACUUGAAUACAGUAACACUGUUUCUGAAAAUAGAUCACGGAGACGCAAUAUCGCAGAAUUACCGUCUUUCACGAAGAACUAUGUAAUAUAUGCACUGAUUUGUGAAAUACGCUCUGAAAAUACUUUCAUUUACUUCGAAAAUGUUUAAUCAAUUUUUACAAAAAACUGUAUAACAAAUUUUCUUGCCGUGGAACGAGUCGUUAAACGAUUUAACUUGUUGAAAUCUAGUGGAAAAUAAACGACAUCGAGAAAGGAAACAAAUAGCAGCGCGGUGCUUCCAUCUUUCGCAAAUGCGAUCGAUCGUUCGAAUCGAUGUGCAACGGAACGGCGCUAGCGAAAGAACGUCGGAUUCUCUUCGCAAGGGAGGAGAGAAACGGUUGCGCGAAUGCGUUUUCGCAGCGAAACCGAUUAAACGCUCGAGGCGAUGAUGUUUUGCGGUGGAUAACAGCGUGGAGAAGGUUGAAAAAAAAGGCUACAACAUGUACGGGCGUCAAGGUAACUCGAAUAACACGCAACCACCACCGUGGUUGGUGCGUGCAGAAGUCACGAUUCGCCAUGGUACACCGGUCACUUCGGAAUCCAGUCAAGUACCAGUAAGCAUGUCUUCAACUGUCACGGAUUCGGGUGGUGUUCGCAUGAUAUAUCGAUGGAAUACCAGUCAAUCAUCUUCAUUACCGACAACUCCAAUCGUCACGACUUCUGGUCCACCCCUAUCCUCCAGCUCGUUCGGGUUCCAACGAGGAAACAUAGUGUUUACUUCGACGCCGCCUCCAAAGCCAAGCUACUUCACGAUUCCAAGAUCAGGCUCGUCCGGGAAUGACGAUUCUAUGUCAUCUAGAGGACGGAGUGUGAAUGUCUCGGACUCAGGCUAUAACAGCGGGCAAUUUUCACCUCAAUCAUACUCGAGUCUGCCUUCUCGUCGUCCAUCCAACAGUUCUUCUCAACAAUACAAUCGUCGAUGCAAGAGCACAUGCAGCAUCGUACUAUCCGCCGUGGAUGCUGCAGGCAGUUCGAAGGAACAAAGUUUCAGCAAAAUAGCAAGCAGUGAAACCAUCAGGCAUUCGUACGACAAUUCUUGGCGCCAUCCCUCGACGCAUCAACAUGUGUUCUCGCGUCAGCAGUUCAGUACGUUACCGGAAGUUUGCGAAGAGUGCUCCGAGGGAACCGUUUCCAGCGUACAUGAUACGCAUUUGUGCAGUAGUGUACAGGAAAAAGUUACGACCAAAUUGACCACAGUCAGUAAAGACGCUUCUUCGCAAACGACGGAUAUAGAAUCCUACGAAUCUUCGUCAACGAUCGUCAGCAAAAGCAAAGUAAAAAAGAAAGCGGCUACUGGUCUCCAUCCGUUGGACGAGCAGAAGAAGAAGAAGCAAGAGAGUCAAUCGCCAACAGUAUCCGAGACCACGAGCGUCGGUCCUUCAGCGGACUCGGAAAGAUCCGAUUCCUCAACGAGAGAUGACAGCGCGAAACGAAAAUCACGAACCGUGCACAUCGAUGUGUACUGCACCGGCUCUGACGAUGAUGAGAACACCGAUACGACAUCUGAGAAUGAAUGCGAUACUCCUAUGACCGUAUUCGAGAAUCCGGACGUGAAGGUCACCCAUACGCAAGUAGCAAGUAACAUUCUGCCCAGAGGAUUUCAAGAUGACAAGGCCUUUUUGAAACGUGCUACAGAACGACGAUGCGAUAGCUUUAAACACGCACCAAUGAGAAUGCCUUCCAUAGCUAGUUCAAAGGGCUAUGACAGCGAUGACGUCCUCAGCUCGCUUUAUCCUUCUCAAUUCAGUUCUUACAGCGCUCUUAGAGAUCUCGAUUCAGCGCCCUGGUCAGCUGCGUCCUCUAACGCGGGCAUUCCAUUUGAUUAUGAUUCGACUAUUGCUACUUCGUCUAAAGAUACUCUAUCCGACAUAGAGUCUUUGAUAAAUAACGAAGUAGACUUGACCCCUUGUGAUAGCUUCGAGUAUGCGAGCAGUUCGGAUCGCGAAAGAAUACAAAGAAUGGAAGAAAUAUGGGCUAAGACGGAAAGUGAAGGGAAACAAUGGCGUUCACCAGAAGUUGAGCGCAAAUAUUUGUUGCAGAAUCGAAAGAUGAAAGAAUAUUUAAAGAAACAUGAGAUAGGAUGGUCGUCGGGUGACAGUGGUGAGGAAUCUGACGAAAGUGGUACAGUUGGAUGGAGUUUUGUAUCUAGCGAGGAUAAUCAAAGAAUGUUUAAAAAAGUUCCGACCAUGCGACGAGCAAGUAAACCUAUCACUGAAUGUACAGAUAGAAGCGCUAGUAUAGCGGAACAAGAGCUUUUGAAGCAAAAAAAUUUACAGCAGGAUCAUUCUGAUUCCACGAAUCGUAGCGACAGUAUUCCCCACCCGUACACUUUUCGUAACCAAAUCGGUUCGUUCGGUUCCAAAAGCCCUUCCCCUCUUCCAUCGAAAGUACCUUCGCGAGUUACUUCUCCCUUUAUGACGCCCCAGGGCGAAAGAACCGACCAUAUUUUGAAGGCCUCGAUAUUCGGUGCGGUAGUGAACGCGUUUCGAAAGCCAGGUCAUCACAUAGGACCUUCCAAGAACCCCUCUUGUUCCUGUGAACAUUGUCGAAGAUAUUUCGAGGAACUGAAUUCACGAGCUUGUUCUGUAAGCGAAUUCGAACGUCAAACGGGAUAUCGUUUACAGAAUGAAAAGAGGAUAUUUCGCCCGAUCCCGAAAAAUGACAAAUCCUGAGACUCAAUAUUUCAUUAACGCGUUUUUAAAAGUUUUUUAAAAUUGUAUCAUUAUUAAUAGUAUUUUCUGUUUCUUGGUGAAACUGUAUUGAAAAUAUUGUAAGGUUGUGUUUUGUAACAUAUAACGCGUGUGUUAAGUUAUAUUUAUUGAAUAAAAUAUCAUUUUUUUUUUCUAUUUAUGAUUGUCACCAUCUGCUAAAACAUUCUGCUGAAUGAAAAGCAUUUAUGUAAACUAACAGAUACACGCAAUUAUUUAAUGCUGUUAAUAAACGUUGAUUAUAUUAGUAAUUAUACUUCGUUA